CAUUUCGAGAUCGAACGUGUAUACAGCGAGUCCCUUCCAUUCGUGCAGCGCCUUCCGUCAGACUAACAAGUGUGCAGACCACUAGUAACACGGGCUGACUAAGUUCUCCUACACACUGAAAUUUGAACACUUUUUUUAAAUCUCUACUUUAACAGCAAGCAGUGUAUUUGUAAUCUAAAAUGGCCGACACACACGUUGAAACCAGCAGCGACUUGAACCAGGACUCGUUAGACGGUGCUCAGGCUUCCGUCAGCGAAGUUGGAUCAGCUGAAGAGUUUGAGAAGGAGAAUACUGAAGAUACGCCCUCUGGAUCCCACGGUGAAGCCGACGGUGAAGCAGUUGAUGGGACCAACGGAGAAGAGAGCCGUGAGGCCGAAGAUGCUGCUGUUCCCGCUGAUGCGGCCGCCGCGGCUGUUGUGACCGAAAACGGUGCAGUUGAAAGUGAACCCCACGUAAAUGGUAACGGAAAGUGCGAUGAGAAUGCUGAGGCAGACUCCACGGAAGUUGAUGGAUCCGCUGCCGAAAAGAGGAAAUCGAUUGUCGAAGGAGAAGCAUUGAGCAUUUCGCCCAAGAAGGCCCGCGUCGAAGGCACUGAUGAAGAUGUAAUUGGCACAGAGGAGGCUGCCCUUCCCACUAACGGAAACCACGAGACUGUCGCGUAAAUGAAACAAAAACAUCCGGCCCCCACUUUUCUCUCUAUCUAAGUAACCCCCAAACCUACUCCCCUGUUUUACCUUAUUUUUAUUUUGGUAAGCAAGUUUCUCUCUUUGCACACUGUCUCUAUGAUUACGGAUCAACGGCCAUCAUUUGUUGAUUCAAAUAUGUAUCUCAUCAUCUUCAUUUGACGUGGAUUUUUUUUUCAACAAACAAAAAGCGCGCGCGUUCACUCAUGUUGACUUAAACUGGAAGGGCAAAUAAAGAAUCAACUCAGGAAAUUGUUUCACAAUGUAUUUUGAAUCAACUUUUGAUGGUCUCCGUUUUACCUUUACACGAACGAAUAGGAAUCUAUUAUGAUAUUCGUUGUCGGUCUAGGAUAGAUUUUGGCAUUGUCGAUUGAUGCGAGCGUCAUCUUAAGUAAUCGGUUAAAAUGUUCAAACCCCAUAGCGCAAGUUUCUCACAUCGACAUAUCCAUGUUACGUUAUGUAUCCAGCUCACAUUAAAUCGUCUGAUGAACGACUUUCUAAACACGGACAUUUCUGCACUUCCGUUGCAAUGGAAUGCGCAAUUUGUCGUUGACAUAAAAGCGGUCCUUUUUUGUAUUUUUGAAGACAAACACUUAUUUAAAGAUUGGUCGUUAACGUAAGACUUACCAUCUACCGAUCAGUUUCCUAUGUUUGAUUCUAUCAUCUUUUGGCGAUGGCGAUUCCAUCUAUUUUCAUUAAACCUGGGUGUUGUGAUUUCUUCCUUAGCUCUUUCCGACAAAAAGUUGCAUCCAUUCAAAAGUUCAAAAAUUAGCGCGCGCUCUGCCGAAAAAGCUGCCCGCCACCUCUUCUAUGUGUCCCUCGAGCACUUACUGUCGUGUCCAUUUUCUAACUAUCAUUCAUUUUUUGGAAGUCGUCUCAUCGUUUGCGUUAACCUUUCGUCAACACCGACAAUAUAGAAAAGCUCGGUCAAGAAGUUUUUCUUUUUCCUGCCAAUACAGUUCUCUUCUUUCGAUUUUCCCCCUCUUUUUAUUCACCAUACAGUUCGGUAUCUUCAUACUUUUUAUGUUAUUUUUUCUAUUCGUUUUGGUACCAGUCGCCUUCGGGUUUCAAUAAACGGAAUUGUACACUAA
Messenger RNA from Daphnia carinata, 1774 nucleotides. RefSeq lists its product as uncharacterized. Lineage: Eukaryota; Metazoa; Arthropoda; Branchiopoda; Diplostraca; Daphniidae. The transcript is spliced from 4 exons. The coding region runs from base 180 to 662 and encodes 160 amino acids. The record is from RefSeq and is a predicted model, not a curated record.